AGUCUCUCUCAAAUUAAAGUAAUCAGCUGUUGAAGACGGUUGAACGUGCAAUUUUACGAUUAUACCAAAAUUUAAAUCGCGGCUAAUUUUCAAUAUAAAUAUUAUUUUUUUAAUUUAAAUAUGACUACAUUACGCCCAUUCACCUGCGAUGACCUCUUCAAAUUCAAUAAUGUCAACUUCGAUCCACUAACUGAAACUUAUGGACUUUCGUUUUACACACAAUACUUGGCUAGAUGGCCUGAGUAUUUCCAGUUAGCCGAAUCCCCAAGUGGCCAAAUAAUGGGUUACAUAAUGGGCAAGGUUGAAGGACAUAUGGAGAAUUGGCAUGGUCAUGUAACUGCUUUGACCGUUUCACCUGACUACAGACGUCUGGGCCUGGCUGCGUUACUUAUGAACUUCUUGGAAGAUGUCUCUGAGAAAAAACGUGCUUAUUUUGUUGAUCUAUUUGUGCGCAAGAGUAAUCAAGUAGCGAUCAACAUGUACCAAAAUUUGGGCUAUAUUAUUUACCGUACUAUACUUGAUUACUAUGCGGGCGAUCAUGACGAAGACGCUUAUGACAUGCGGAAGGCAUUAUCGCGAGAUGUGGAAAAGAAAUCCAUUAUACCAUAUACACAUCCGAUAACGACCCAUCAAUUACACCAAUCAAACCAAGCUCUGGCUUCUCCGCCUUAGAGGGUUGCAAAAAUAGCAAAUUCAAAUUCGCCUGUUGCUGGCGCAUAUUCUAUAUAUCACUUUUGAUGUAAAUCAUAACGCAUUAUUCGUUAUUCAUAUCUAUAUGCAUAGUUGUUUGUUUUUUAAAUAUACUUCAGACGAUUUUAUUAAAAAUAUUACCUACAUUUG
This is a messenger RNA of Zeugodacus cucurbitae (melon fly), 840 nucleotides long. It is a transcript of the gene Naa20A, whose product is annotated as N-alpha-acetyltransferase 20. The coding region runs from base 121 to 672 and encodes 183 amino acids. Gene Ontology annotation, molecular function: protein-N-terminal amino-acid acetyltransferase activity. Gene Ontology annotation, biological process: N-terminal peptidyl-methionine acetylation. Lineage: Eukaryota; Metazoa; Arthropoda; Insecta; Diptera; Tephritidae. The transcript has 6 exons. Gene Ontology annotation, cellular component: NatB complex. The record is from RefSeq and is a predicted model, not a curated record.